Molecule: messenger RNA, 831 nt
Organism: Diversispora eburnea
Lineage: Eukaryota; Fungi; Glomeromycota; Glomeromycetes; Diversisporales; Diversisporaceae
Source: the annotation of a GenBank genome assembly
AUGGCUCAAAAAUUAGAAUUACACGUUUUCGAAGAUAUAAAUUUAUUAAGAGAAGCAUUAACACAUAGAACCUACUGUUAUGAAAAUCCAAUGUCAGGACAUCCAAAUGAGCGACUUGAAUUCCUAGGUGAUUCAGUAAUAUCAUGCAUUGUGGCUGAUUAUAUUCAUGAAAGGUUUCCAGAGUAUAACGAAGGGCAGCUAACACAAUUACGUGCAAAAAUAGUUUGUCAAGAAACAUUGGCACUUUUUACUGAACAACUUGGUUUGAAUGAAAAACUUCGAAUGGGAGCGGGAAGCCAUAUGUUAAAAAAUAACGAAAAAAUUAGAUGCGACACAUUUGAAGCAUAUGUCGGCGCUAUCUUUUUAGAUGUGAAAAAAGAUUUGAUGAAGGUAAUGGAGUAUAUGAAACCACUCAUCGAACCUUAUGUCGAUCGGUUGCCAGAAAUAACAGUAAAAAUUGAAAAAAAAGAUGAAAGUGACGAUAUAUUUAAUGAUGUUAAACCGAGUAAAGAUAUACAUUUAGAUUCUAUUGGAAGUUUACAAACGUGGGCACAAAGAAAAGGUUAUUUUAUACCAUUAUAUAGUCAAAUAUCAAGGGGUGGUACUCCCCAUGAUCCAAUUUUCAGAUUUGAAGUUAGAAUUUCAGAAAUUACUGUGGGUACAGGUAGUGGGAAAAAUAAACAAAGUGCCAAGAAGCAGGCAGCAACUGAUGCUUUAAAUAAAAUAAAAGAUAACGAAAGGGAUAUCACCGAUGCGUUAAAUAAAAUAAAAGAUAAAGUGGGAAAUCUCAAUUUAACCGAAACUAAUAAUGAAAAUGGACCAUCAAAUUAA